AUGGAGCCCAAGAAGAUGAAGGUCGCGGAGCUCCGCGAGGAGCUCAAGCGCCGGGGCCUCGACGCGUCGGGCCUCAAGAGCGACCUCGCGGACCGCCUCCAGCUCGCGCGUCCGCGGCGCCCCCGAGACGCGCUCGACGAGGAGGAGUUCGGCCUCGACGACGCGGCGCCCGCCGAGGCGGCGGCGCCGGCGGCGGAGGCGGCGCCGGCGCCCGCGGAGCCCGCGGCCGCCGAGGAGCCCGCGGCGCCCGCGCCGGCCGCCGAGCCCGCGGCCGAGGCCGCGCCCGCGGCGUCCGCGGAGGACAUCGAGGCCAAGAAGAAGUCGCGCGCGGAGCGCUUCGGCAUCCCCGUCGUCACGACGGACGCGAAGAAGGCCGAGGACGAGAAGGCCAAGAAGCGGAAGCGCGCGGAGCGGUUCGGCGUCGAGGACGCGGGCGCCAAGAAGGAGGCCGACGAGGCGAAGAAGAAGGCGCGGGAGGAGCGCUUCAAGGACCCCGUCGUCGCCGCCGAGGAGGCGAAGCGCGCCGCGCGCCUCGAGCGCUUCAAGGACCCCGCGGUCAAGGCGCACGAGGCGAAGCUCAAGGAGCGCGCGGACCGCUUCGCCGCCGCCGCGAACUAG
Molecule: messenger RNA, 618 nt
Organism: Aureococcus anophagefferens
Lineage: Eukaryota; Pelagophyceae; Pelagomonadales; Pelagomonadaceae
Exons: 2
Coding region: 1-618 (205 amino acids)
Biological process (GO): poly(A)+ mRNA export from nucleus
Cellular component (GO): nucleus
Source: RefSeq, a predicted model, not a curated record